This is a messenger RNA of Balaenoptera acutorostrata (minke whale), 6711 nucleotides long. RefSeq names its product glucocorticoid modulatory element binding protein 1 (gene GMEB1). The transcript is spliced from 10 exons. Gene Ontology annotation, molecular function: DNA-binding transcription activator activity, RNA polymerase II-specific; RNA polymerase II cis-regulatory region sequence-specific DNA binding. Gene Ontology annotation, cellular component: nucleus. Bases 2308 to 4029 code for a protein of 573 amino acids. Lineage: Eukaryota; Metazoa; Chordata; Mammalia; Artiodactyla; Balaenopteridae. The record is from RefSeq and is a predicted model, not a curated record. Gene Ontology annotation, biological process: positive regulation of transcription by RNA polymerase II.
GGCAGGAGCCCACAAUGUGAGAGGAAGAACUGCGAGAAAUGAGGCUAGCAGGGUGGGCAGGGGACAGAGUUGGUGGGUUUUGUAAGCCAUGUUAGGGUCUUUGCACCUUAAUAGCAGCAAAGGGAAUGCACUGAAGGAUUUUUAAGGGGGGGAAAUGGCCUUUAGUGAGAUGACUUUGUCUGCUCUGUAGAUAAUGAAUUGGAGAUCAAGACCAGAGAUUAGGGUACUGAUGAGAAGCAGCUGGAAAAAUCCAGGUAACAGUGUGGUGGCUCAGAAUAUGAUGAUGGCAGCACAGAUGGAGAGUGGGGGUUGGUUAAAAGAGAUAUAUAGGUGAUAGAAUGGAUAGGAUUUGGUGGUUGGUUGGAUUUAGAAAGAGAAGAGGAGUCAAAAAUAGCUCCUUAGUUUCUGGCUUGAGAAAAUGGGUGGAGGGUAGCACCAUUUAUUGAGGCAGGAAACAUAGGAGCAGGUUUGAGAGGGAACAGGCUUUCAGUUUAAGGUGCCUACAAGAUAUUUUAAGAGGCUUUUAGAUAUAGGAGGUGUUGAAUCCAGGAAAAAAGUUUGAAUGUGAGAAUCAUAAAGGGCAGAAGUCUAAGUCACAUAUGAGGAAUUUUAACUAGGUCAAACACAAACAAAAAUUGAUUGAACCAAUGUAUGUCAGUGCCUAUGAUGAGCAAGGCUGUGGGAGACAAGAUUUUUAUUUUUUAUUUAUUUAUUUAUUUAUUUUAUUUAUUUAUUUUUUAUAAAUUUAUUUAUUUUUAUUUUUGGCUGCUUGGGGUGCGCAGGCUUCUCAUUGCGGUGGCUUCUCUUGCUGCAGAGCACGGGCUCUAGAGUGCAGGCUCAAUAGCUGUGGCGCAUGGGCUUAGUUGCUCCGCAGCAUGUGGGAUCUUCCCAGACCAGGGAUCGAUCCCAUGUCCCUUGCAUUGGCAGGUGGAUUCUAAACCACCGUGCCACCAGGGAAGUCCCUAUUUUUUUAUUUUUUUAUUUUUAAUUAAAAAAAUUUUUUUUGGCUGUGCCAUGGCAUGAAAGAAGCAAGAUUUUUAGAUAAGCAGCACCUGUCCUGACAGAGAGUAUAGUGUAGUCAUGGAGGUAGAUGUCUGUUCAGUUAACUGCAGUGCAAGGCACAGUGUGAUAAGCACUAGAGGAGAGCUGCAAGCAAGUAUUGGGGGACCUCAGAAAAGAAAAUGGUUAGGCAGUGGCUUUGUGGAGGAGUGAGCUUUGAGCUGGACCUUGAAGGGAGAAGGAGAUGAGGGAGAAAGGAGUUUUGGGCUUAUGGAAUAACAAAGGUAGAGAAACCUGAAAGUACAUAUUACACGUUCAGAAAUCUAUGGGAGGUUGGUGUGGCUGGAUCUUAAGAUUCUUGGGAUACUAUAGUUGCAGAUGAAACUGGGAAAAUUUGGGGGCCAAAUGAGGGAGAUUUUGAGUGCCAUGUUAAAUGUGUGCAUUAUAGGCAAACAAUUACUGUGGCAGAGCUGAAAUGUGGAUUCUGUCCUCUGAGUACUAGUUACAUAUUCAAACUUGCAUCCAUUGUCUGUCUAAGCACAGUUCAGCACAGUCCUAAUCAUCUUCAAGUACUCACAUAUCUAAGUAAAUAGAGUGUUCUUAUCCAUAGUCUCUUAUGUGACUCUAUCUUUUCAGCUGUGAAGAAUAACAGCUGCAGAAUAACUUGGGGCCCUCUGAGUUUUCAUUGAGAUUGAGAUAAUGCUUUGAGUUACUUUAGAGUCAAGGAGUUUGUGGUACUGGACAGUGGUUUCCCCAACAGCUCUGCAGGGGAGAUGUCAGGCAAGACCCUAUCUCCAUUCAAUAUGAGGCAAAGAGAUAUUAAGACGUUCCUGGAGGUCAUGCAGUUGGAUUCAGCAUUUAUUAAAAAACCACACGAUGCGAACCAUCUUUCUUUUUCCCAUACAACUUAGUUUAGUUAGCAGAUACUUAUUAGUAUCUGCUUAUUAGUAUCUACUCACAAAGGACAGAGCACUUGAUGAGGUAUAAUGGCUGGUUGCAAAGAAAAUAGAUGAUUCUUACUUCCUAGGAGCUUAGUUUGGGAUGGAACUAGUGGUGUGCUGUAAACCAGCUCUCUAGAAGAAAAAAUUUCCUGAUUUGUAAUGUUUGUCAAUUUCUGUGGUGUAUAUUCUCCCAGCAACUGAUUUCAAGCUACCAACUUGAUGUCACUAAACUUGGAGUUGGGAAGCGAUGUGCACAGUUGGUUCUCAGGAGCUGGUAGAGCUGGCUCUAGCAUACCACUGGGUGAAUCACACAUACUAAGAAAACCUACAAUAACAACAGCUCCAGCUAUCUGACUUCAUGUGAAAGAUGGCUAAUGCGGAAGUGAGUGUCCCAGUGGGGGAUGUGGUUGUGGUACCCACUGAAGGAAAUGAAGGGGAGAAUGCUGAAGAUACCAAAACCCAAGUGAUCUUGCAGUUACAGCCUGUACAACAAGGUUUGUUUAUCGAUGGACACUUUUACAACAGGAUUUAUGAAGCCGGAUCCGAGAACAACAGGGCAGUUGUGGCAGUAGAAACUCACACGAUACACAAAAUUGAAGAAGGGAUUGAUGCAAGCACUAUAGAAGCAAAUGAGGAUAUGGAAAUUGCUUACCCCAUAACUUGUGGGGAGAGCAAAGCCAUUCUCCUUUGGAAGAAGUUUGUAUGCCCAGGAAUAAAUGUAAAGUGUGUCAAGUUCAAUGAUCAGUUGAUCAGCCCCAAGCAUUUUGUUCAUCUGGCUGGCAAGUCCACCCUGAAGGACUGGAAGAGAGCUAUUCGUCUGGGUGGAAUCAUGCUCAGGAAAAUGAUGGACUCCGGACAGAUUGAUUUUUACCAACAUGACAAGGUUUGCUCCAAUACCUGCAGAAGCACCAAAUUUGAUCUUCUGAUCAGCAGUGCAAGAGCUCCAGUGCCAGGACAGCAGACAAGUGUGGUGCAGACACCCACGUCGGCUGAUGGUAGCAUCACACAGAUUGCCAUCUCAGAAGAGAGCAUGGAAGAGGCAGGGCUGGAAUGGAACUCGGCUCUCACUGCUGCUGUCACCAUGGCCACAGAGGAGGGCAUGAAGAAAGACUCAGAGGAAAUUUCAGAGGACACUUUGAUGUUCUGGAAAGGAAUAGCUGAUGUAGGACUGAUGGAAGAGGUUGUCUGCAAUAUACAGAAGGAAAUAGAGGAGCUACUCAGGGGAGUUCAGCAGCGGCUUAUCCAGGCUCCCUUCCAAGUCACAGAUGCUGCUGUUCUCAACAAUGUAGCACAUACAUUUGGCCUAAUGGACACAGUCAAGAAGGUUUUGGACAACAGAAGGAACCAAGUAGAGCAGGGAGAAGAGCAAUUUCUCUAUACUCUGACAGACUUGGAACGCCAGUUGGAAGAGCAGAAGAAGCAAGCUCAGGAUCCCAGGCUGAAAUCCCAGACGGUUCAAAAUGUGGUAUUGAUGCCUGUGAGCACCCCUAAGCCUCCCAAAAGGCCCCGGCUCCAGCGGCCAGCCUCUACCACCGUCCUGAGCCCUUCUCCUCCUGUCCAGCAGCCUCAGUUCACAGUCAUCUCACCCAUCACCAUCACCCCCGUGGGUCAGUCAUUUUCCAUGGGCAAUAUUCCAGUGGCCACCCUCAGCCAGGGCUCCAGUCCUGUGACUCUCCACACACUGCCUUCUGGCCCUCAGCUCUUCCGUUAUGCCACAGUGGUCUCAUCUGCCAAGAGCAGCUCACCAGACACAGUGACCAUCCACCCUUCAUCUAGCCUGGCGCUGCUAAGCUCCACCGCCAUGCAGGAUGGGACUACCCUGGGCAACAUGACCACCAUGGUGAGCCCUGUGGAGUUGGUGGCCAUGGAGUCUGGCCUGACCUCAGCCAUCCAGGCUGUUGAAAGCACCUCAGAGGAUGGGCAGACCAUCAUUGAGAUUGACCCAGCCCCAGACCCAGAGGCUGAGGAUGCUGAGGGCAAAGCAGUCAUUUUGGAGACAGAACUGAGGACUGAGGAGAAAGUCAUGGCUGAGAUGGAAGAACACCAGCAUCAAGUCCACAAUGUGGAGAUUGUGGUCUUAGAGGAUUAAGUGGGGGUCUCGGGGCCAGGAGAUAUGUUUUGGUUUGGAAUUUUAAUUAUUUGUUUAUUUUUAUCAUUGUCCCACUCAUUUCCACAUAGGAUCCUUUUUUUUAAAAAACAAAAUCUUGUUGUUGUAACUGAACAGGUUGGGUCCCUUCCACCCCCUCAUUGAAAAAUGGACAAAACAAGCUGCCCUUCCGGAAGUUGAGAGUAGGUCACUCAAUGUCCUAAUCCUCUUACACCAAGAAAGUUAUUUCUUUUAGGGGAGGCAUCAAGAUAACCAGAAACCCUAUCCAGAAGGCCCUUUCCAGGCUAGUCUGUCUGUGUACACAUGUGGUUUUGUUCUCAUAAAGGUGCAUUGACCAAACCAGGGAACACAAAUCUGACCCUGGAAGGCAACCCACUCACACGUGGAUGCAGAAGGAGACUUUAUUUUGUAUCCUGGAAGGGGCCCUCAGAGGCCAAUGCAAAAGUCUGAAACAAAAGUAAGUUGCACUCUGCUUGGAGGGGAAGGUAGCGUACCAGCAGCAGCUUAAAAAGGGAAGUGCUUUGGCCAGGAUGGGGCAAGGAAGUUAUCUUACUUCCAGAAGUGCAACUGAUGCCUCUUAAUAUCUCUGAGGGUUACUAUCAUGGGUGCCGUUUUGAGGCAAGGCCAGUGUUAAGAAGAAGGGUACAUUUCCACCAAGCAAGUGGCGUCAGAGGCCUGUGGCUUGGCAGAAAUCCAGAGACGUCACAGCUGUGCUUUGGGGUUCAGGUUCACCUUGCCCCCCACUUUGUCAAAACAUUUACCCUCCUAGUCCAUUCAUUUGCAAACUGUGUGAUGUGUAAAUUGCUGUGAUUCUUGGACUGUGGCUGUUCUCGGGGUGGGGCUCCAAGGCCAUCAUUUUUAUUGCAUGACUCCAGGAGCAGGAGAGUUCCUCAUCCAGACCAGCUGCCCUUUUUUGUGGGGCCCUUUUUUGGCUUUGGAACCAAAAGCAGCCACUCAUUUGGUGCUUCCUCUGUUCUACCCUCCGUCCCUCAGUGGUUAAUGGCGUCUGUCUCCUGGAUCCCACGCUCUUCAGAUUUUUGGCUGAUUCAGAGAACAGUGACAGGUGCCUGCCUGCCUUCAUCCCCUUUUAGAUUCAUGUGUACCAUUGAUACCACAGAUGUUUCUGUGAGAUAUUGAGCUCAUAAAAAAACCUUAGGUUUGGCAGGGAAGACUCAACACCCCACCCCAUCCUGCGGCACCGAGUAGAUGUCACCUCCUGAGCGAGCUGGACUCCCUGGGAAAGAAGCAUUGUCUGCAACAUUAUAUUAUAGGAAAUGUACCAGGAAUGUAAUAAUAAUAUCUUUGGGGGGGGGGGUUAUUUUGUUUUCUCUUUUUUUUUUAUGUUUUUGUAUAUUUAGAGAUGGGCCCAUUUUCCGUGCUGUGAUUCCUUCUCUUUGACCAUCUUCAGUGUCUGGGGCAAGAGCGGAGCCUGUUUUUUGUUUCUUUGAUUGCAUUGUUUACUGCACUAGGAAAAAUAUAGGGAAACUGCAGACAAUUUAAAAGAAAAAUAGGUCAAAAAAGAAAGCAUACACUUCAGGAGUGGGAGAGUCUUUUUUUUUUUAAAUUAAAUACAAAACUUUGACCUGUAGUUUCCUUUUUUUUUGAAGGCACCCACCUGAAGCUAUGUUUCUUCCAACAGAUGUUGGAAACCCUGUUGUUAAGCAAGUGAAAACUGCGUCCUGCCAUCCCUCAGAUAGCUGUGUAUAGCUAGAGAAGCCCUCUAACUUGAAAGGGUCAAUCUUAAAAGCCUUAUGGGUGAGAUUUCUGAACCCCAUACAGUUGUGCUUUUCAGCUUUAAGAUUGGGGUUUUAUUUUUCUUUUCAAAAUAUUUAAUAGACAUAGCAAUCAGUUUAGAACAAACCUUUGGCCCUUUAUAUAUCUUUAGUGAGGGAAGUGGCUUUUAUUUCUUGCUUCUUUAGGUUUUCUGUUGGUACAUAAACAAAAACAAAAUUUCUGCCUAAGCCUAAAACUGCUACUUGAACCUAGAAAGGCACAUGUCACCCCUAUUGCGGUUUUUAGGGACACUUUUAUCUUUCCCAGAGACAAGAGGCUCAAAUCAGGACAGAGGAGGAGCCCUGGAGAACACCUGCCCACUAGCUCAGGUUCCUUUCUUUCCUCCGUCAGAGCUGUUGGUAGUGUUUUAAAGUAGUGUGAGCGUCAUGCUUCCAAAGUCAAGAGAUCACCUCCUAAAGACAGAGCCUGUUUACUUUCACUAUCUGAAUAUUCCAACUGGUGGAAAUACAUGAGCUUUGUUGUUUUCCUGGUCUUCCAGUAGCCUGUCAUUAUUGCUAGAUGCUAUGUACCCAUUCUUGAGUGUGGGUUUCCUCACAGCCCUGGUCUAGAUCUCAGAUGGGGUGAGGCACAUGCAAGCCACUGGUAUGUACACAGCAGUUGCAAUGAAUCAUUCCUCAGGCUGAGUUGGCAGUAGCCAUCUAAUCUUUCUGUUCAUUCAUUAAAUAAACAUUUGUAAGUACCAUCUAUGUGCCAGGCUUUGUGCUAGGCACUGGCAGUACAGAGAUGAAGGCUCAGUCCAUGCACCCAAGGGAUUCAUUCUCCAGAGGUGGUCUGGAGUUAAGAACUAUAUUUCAAUAUAAUAAUUGGUUUCCUUUGUAAUGCUAUGUAUUUUAUUUCAUGCAUUGAUAAACAUUGUUCCGAGUGUUGGUC